Saccoglossus kowalevskii is the source of this 5184-nucleotide messenger RNA. RefSeq lists its product as uncharacterized. Gene Ontology annotation, molecular function: small GTPase binding; actin binding; myosin binding. Gene Ontology annotation, cellular component: cortical actin cytoskeleton. Gene Ontology annotation, biological process: intracellular protein transport. Lineage: Eukaryota; Metazoa; Hemichordata; Enteropneusta; Harrimaniidae. The record is from RefSeq and is a predicted model, not a curated record.
AUGGAGGCUCUGUUUCUCACCAGAUACCUGGAGUAUAGUCUUGACUUAGAAGACAGGAUGGGACGUAAAAUAAACCUGGCACAUCUUUCCGAAGAUGAAUGUCGGACCAUUUUAGAAGUCAUCCAGCGAGAUUUCAAAUUACGCCAAGGAGAAGAAAAACGAAUCAAUGAACUACAAAAUGAAAUCAAUCAAGAAUUCGGCAAAAGCAAAAUCCUUUCCAAGCAAAAGAAAUUCAACCACAACUUCUGUAUGCGAUGCUUUUCUACUUUCUACUUCAUCUUCAACCGACGAAUCCAGUGUCGACAAUGCAACUUUAAUGUUUGCAAGGAGUGUUCAGAAUUUGACGAAAAGACGAAGUUGUGGACGUGCACAACGUGUCUCAAACAAAAAAUUAUCAAAGGGCAGUCAUGUGAGUGGUUCUACAAGCAGAUUAAAAGUCGGUUUAGGAGAUUUGGAAGCGCUAAAGUCAUCAGAUCACUGUAUAAAAGAAAACUUGAAGCUGAAAGUGAUCAUAGUAAUUCUGAUUCAGGUUACGACCAGGCCAGUUCCAGUCCGUCUUCCUCCAUGUACGGUAGCCAUGGCACCCUGCUCAGUGAACAAGUACCAACCAAGGACAGUUCUACUAAUACAUCAGGUAAGGUAUAUGAGCCAACUCCAGAUUCAGAUUCAGAUUCCGAUCCUGAAAUCCCUGGCCAAGGUUUUCACACUAUUAGUCAAGAACUUGAAAUGAUGAUGGCCCAAUUACAAGAAACUGAUGAUGUACUAAUAGCGAUUGAGAAGACCUCUAUUGGUGUGCAAGUACCUAAAGACGCAGUCCGUGAAGUUGAGGGCUUAGUUCUGGAUGCGACUGAUAUAUAUGGAAGAAGCCACUCAAGGAGAAGGGGAAAGCAUCAUCGUCGUAGACCCUACCGAGGGGAAGUCGCAGGCAUUGUGGGUAGCAUCCCAAGCCCUAUAGAAGAGCUAAUCACACCACCGAUAGAAGCCUUACCGAAAAUAGAUGAUGCCGAAAACACAGCUGCCACGCAAACUAGUGAAGAUAAAUCAACAGUUCAAGAGAGUCCUAAGAAGGUGAGGUUCAGAGACGCACCAGUUUAUGUCGAGCCAAGUUCACCAGAAGAUGAGGCACAUUUGUCACCUAUUAAGGAAGACAUUAUCAUGAACAGCACUUCUCCAUCGACACUGAAAGCUACAGGAUAUACAGAUGGAGAUGAUAGAUUCCAACAUGGUUUGAAAACCGGGAAAGAGUCUUGGCCGAAAACAACCGAGAGCGGUGAAGCGUGCAUUCUUGAUGAUCAUCCAGAAGCUUAUGAUCUCUCACCAGAAAGUCAAGAGUUUUUGAUGGAAAUGAACUUUAAAAACAAGACUAGAGGGUUAACAGAAGCGGACGGAAGUAGAAAAUCUUCUCAACCAGAGGGAAUGGAUUUAUGUCAAGCUGCUGCCUCCAAACUUGAAAAUUCAAGAUUAGAUUCAAUGUCAUCUUCAUAUAGGUUAAAAGGUCAAAAGUCAGAUUCAGUUGAUACACAUUGCAAUUCAGAUAGUAACCAUAGCAACAUUUCGACUCCUGCAACCCCUCCACCGAGCAAAGCCUCUGAUUCUGAAGAAACACACUCUAAUGGUAUCUUCGAUAAUGAACUUGAGCUUGAUCUAGAGCCAGACCUGGAGCAUCUUUCAACAAGUAUAAGCUCCGAAACUGUCAAAAGUGAAGGUUACUACACACCUGAUAUGAGAUCACCUGAGUCUAUGAGCAGAGAGGGUACAAUGGAGUAUGGUCUCAGCACCUACCAAUCAAAACGUGAGUUCGAGAACCACUCAUCUAGUGCUUCAGAGCACUCCACAGAAGACUCAAAUAUCGAGUACCUGACACCAUUAUCUGAGACCGAACCAUUUGGGAUAUGCGAAAUUGAUGGCACACAAGACAAUUUUUUAAUGAGAGAACUUAAUAAGAAGCUUGACUACUCUGAAACGUGCAAAGAAGACAAAGAAGAAGAUGCAAUUAAAAAAGUUGUACAAGAAGUUAUAGAAUCUUUAGUCAGUUAUGUUGUUGCAGUGACAGACAAUGUUUCCAUGGAAACUGUUUCUGAGUCAAAUGAUGCUGGUCUGAAUAAGAUGUAUGUUGGUUGUGGCAAAGAGUCUGUUGCAUAUUGCACUGCUGGAUUAGAAUCACUUCCUUCCUUUGGAGAUUCGGCCAUGUCGACUAAUUUGAAUGCUGAGCGUGAUUUGGCUGAGGGUGGAAAAGAAAUUCAUAUGGACCUGCCUGAUGUUGUACGACAUGAAAUACCAAAAGAGUAUAUGCCUGAGGAUAUUGUGAGGCACCAUCAGUUUCAGACGGAACAAUGCGCGAUUGUUGCUUAUAAUGAUUAUGUGCCUCAAGUUCAAGAGAAGUCGUUUGUCGGAAGCGGCCUUCCUGGUUCGCUCCCGCAAGUGCAAGGAAUAUCCCAUGUUGAUAGUGAUACAGAUAGUGAUGUCAGUGAUCAUCAUGAAAUCUCAUUGGAAUCUACCCUUGACAAUGUGCCUGUUAUGCAUUUGGAUGUCCAUGCUGGUCAUUUAAUUCAUGGUGAGAGCAGCGAUGGGGAGGAUUUAACGACAGAAGAUAUGAGACCACCCUCAUAUGAAAGUGCUAUCACGGGUCAGCAUCUGAAAGAUAUUGAUGAGCAUCCCGAAAUGGAAUAUAGUGAGAGAUCAGGUGCUAGCGUUCCGGUGAUUGAAAUCUCGGAGCCACGUAGGUCUCCAGUAGAUCCAGCUACCCUUUUUGAGCUACCAGAUCUCAGCUUUCCACCAGAUGACAUCGAUUCUUGCCAUGCCAAAUGUGACAAUGAAAGUGACGGCAGCUCAAUCAGUAGAUCUCCAACUUUAGAAAUGUUGGAACUUGAGAGCCGACUGACACCAGCAGAUAAUACCAAACCAUGUGACAUAUCUUCAGAGUUAGUAAAACAGCUCAGUGAUGGUGCUGCAGCAUCAACCUCAAAAUCAGAGAGGAUAGAAAAAGAGCUACUUACAAAUGGUCAUGCAAUUUCUGAUGAGGCACUUCUAUUUUCACCAUCCGAUGGUCCAAUUGGAAGCCAGAAUGCUUAUGAUGGUGUGAGUAAUAUGGCUGACUCAUUUUCAUUACUGCAUUUUGAUGCAGAAUCAACAGCAACCGAUUCGCAUGAGGAAACUUCUCGAUUAUCUCAGUCUGAGAAGUGCAUGUCACCUAGAAUGAAAACUGCCAAUGACGAUAUCAACUCUGCCAGCAGUCCUGUACUUUGUAUUUUUCCAACUUUCUCUGAAGUUUGUAAGCGCAGCGCCGAUGAUGAUACUGUUAGUAUUCCUGGUGUUGAUACUUAUAAACAAACUGACAAUGCAGUAGAUGAUGUGGGACGGGAUAGUCAUGUAGAAGAACAUGUCAUAUUUUCUGGACUUGAUCCUUUGCUUGCUCAUCAAGAAGAUUUUACUGAACAUGUUAGUGACUCGGACUCUGUCAGAUCCAUUGCUUCAUCGUCUGAUGGUGAAGACCUAUUUGAUGACGAUAUAUCUCACGAAUUGAAAGACCAUUUUUCAACUUCUGAAGAUGAUGAUGAUGACCUUGAUGAUGAUGUCGAUAUCGAGCUUCAAAGUGUUGCCAGCGUAUAUGAAGAAGCCUUGAGUCGAGCAGCUGCAAUGAGGGAACGUGAACGGACGCAUCGUCCAACACCACCUCCAUCGCCUAAACAUUCACCGAAGAAAAAGGAAUGCUUAGAGAUUGCCAACUUGACGAUGAAGGUAUCUCUAAAGCAAGGAGAGGUACUUGAGUCAGCCGAACAUGUCCUUGAUUCCGCAAACCAUAUGAGACAACUUCACAGUCAGGUGGAAGAACUAGAAGCAUACAUUACAAAUCUUGAAAAAGAAGUGAUUGGUCAGGACUCACUAGGUGACGGUUGCGCUAGCGAUGCCGAAACUUCCCAGAUGAAAUACCGAGAGACUAGUGAUGAAAGCGAAGUUGAAUCCGACCAACAAAUAAAAGAAGGUGCUAAGAAAUCCCAGGAGCAGUUAGUGGAAGAUGUUCAGGCAUUAGAAGAGGAACUUCUAGAAGCCACUGUCGACAGUGCUGAAAGUGAAAAAAGUGCCGCAACUGCUGUCAGAAUGAUUACGGAUACUGUUCUUAAAGUUAUCACUUCCACUGAAAAAUUCAUCACAGAAGAACAACAAAAUGAUGAAAGUGGAGCAAAUAGCGAGGAUGAAGAAGACAGAGAUGAAGAACCAGAGCCAUUAGCAGAAUUAUACAUCACAGAAAGUUCCAAUGAUUCCAGUCCAAUAAAACCAGCAGAUAAUUCUUGGAUGUUAACGAGAUUGCAAGUAGAUGAACCUGAUAUACUAUUUGAUGAAAGCCAGAGUGCUAAAGUACAUGAAGAGGUCGCCACUAUUGAAGAACGAGUGUACAUGUCUGCUGGAAGGGUGUUCUCAUUGGAGGAGAAAAUUCAAAUCUUGGAAGGCCAGGUGGAUCAGAUUGAUCAAAACUCCCCUGAACAUCAAAUAACUGAUUUGGAAGACAAAGUAGCAUUAGCUAUUGCACAAGUAGCACAGAGUGAACAGCAGGUGCUGAGCAUAGAAGAUAGAAUAAUUGCUCUAAACCAUGCCAGCCAAGGUGCCAUUGGAAGGAAGUACAACACUCAGUACUCGCUCGACUCGAGCAUUCCAACUGCAAGAGGUGCCGCCUGCAGUAGGUCAUCUAUGCUACUGAAAGGUCAAAGUUCAAAUCAUGGUGCUACUCAUGGUUUACUGCAGAAGCCAACCUCCUUGGAUUUACCAAUGAGGGAGAGAUCCGUUUUCCAUAGAGGAAGGGGGUCGAGGCCUAGACAAAGGGGGAAUGUUGCAGCAAGGUGGAACCCAGCAGCACCCUUACAAUAUUCAGAUUGUUUUGGUGGAGCUAGUGGUGGAAGGGUGACCUCUCAAAAUGAGCCUGAGGAGGUCAAGUCAGGUAGAACGUCAGUCAAGCAAAGAGCCGCAUUGUUUGAAACACAGUCUUCUACAGAAUCUGUUAAAAGUGAAAGAACGGUGAGUGGAAGCAGUUCAUCAACUUGUCGCCAAAUGGAGGAGAGAGACAGCAAUGGUAGCAAGAGUGAUCAGUUCCAAGAAAGACCACACAAGGGUAAACACAUACCUGAUAUUUGUCUGACAAAAUACCUAGGUUCUCGACCACUUCAUUUAGUGGAGGUAUGCCGGUUGUAG